AUGUCCAUACCGUCGCCUGCUGAAGAGUCUAAGCCCUGCAGAGAAAACGUGAAUGAUGGACAGAAGCUUUCAGGCACGCUUGGGAAUGACGGCCAUGACAAUGACAACCAAGGACAAGAAACGUUUCCAGUUCUUGUUGCCCUGACCGUUGGGGUCUGCCUGGUGGCGUUUGCAGUCAGCUUGGACAACUCGAUCCUAGCAACCGCCAUACCACGCAUCGCGGCCGAGUUCGGCUCGCUCGAAAACGCAGCAUGGUACCGCGGCGCGUCCUUUGCCGCCUCGGCCGGCCUCCAGCUCCCGCUCGCCAGGCUCUACACCCUCUUCGACGCGAAACGGACGUACCUGGCCAGCCUCGCAGUCUUUGAGCUCGGAUGCAUCGUGUGUGCGGUAGCGACCGGCCCGGGCGCGUUCGUGGCGGGCCGUGCCGUUCUGGGCGCGGGCGCUGCCGGCCUCCAUCCGGGCGUCGUCAACAUCCUCGGGCCGGCCGCGCCUGCAGCAUCACGUCCUGCGCUGCUCACCGUCUCGACGGCGGUGGCCGGCGCUGCGUCUCUGAUCGGCCCGCCGGUCGGUGGCGCUUUUGCCGACGCGUCGAGGCUGACGUGGAGGUGGUGCUUCUGGGUCAACGUGCCGAUUGGAGCCGUCGGCGGCGGCGUCGUGCUGCUGGCCCUCCGGCCGGCGCGGCUGAGCUUGUCGAGCAAGACGGACACGGGCAGCAGCGACGGCGCAGCUCGGCCGGCACAGCACCCGGAAAGCACCCUCCCGCUGCCGCAGAAGCUCCUCAGACUGGACCCGCUGGGCACGCUGUUCCUAUCCGCAGCGACCGCGAGCCUCCUCCUCGCCCUGCAGUGGGGCGGCACCAGCCACUACUGGACCGACAAGCCGGUCUGGGGCAGCCUGGCCGCGGCGGGCCUCCUCUUCUCCGCCUUCGCCGUCGCGCAGCGCUACCCCCACCACCCGGCCGCCGCGUCCCUGCCCCCGAGCCUCCUGCGCAGCAGCCGCACCGUGCUGACGAGCGCCGUGCUGGCGGCGACGCUGUCGGCGGCGCUGCUCGGCCACGUCUUCCUGCUCCCGUUCUACUUCCAGGCGGUGCGCGGCACGACGGCGACGGGGUCCGGCCUGCGCAUGCUGGCGUACAUGGGCGCGGCGGCGCUGGGCGGCGUGGUGUUCGGCGCGGCCGUGGCGGGGGGCCGCGUGCUGCUGGGUCGGCGGCACGGCGUGGCGUGUGCGCCCGUCGCGACGGGGCUGUUUGUCGUCGGCGCCGGGCUGCUGCACACGCUCGGCGUCGGCACGCCCGCGGCGACGGCGGCCGCGUUCCAGCUCGUGGCGGGCGUGGCGGCCGGCGUCGCGUUGCAGGUGCCGUUCGUGGCGCUGCGGCAGCUGGCGGGGGAGCUGGGGACCGGCGGGCAUGGUGCUGCGAGUGCGUUGGUGGCGUGUGCAAACGCGUCCGGCGCUGCGCUGGGCACCUUUGUGGUCCAGAACAUCUUUCUGGGGAAGCUGGCGGCUGGGCUGAGGAACGUGGCUGGGUUGACGCCGGAGCAGGCCGAUGCGAUUCUGCGCGCGGGGAGGCUGCCGAGCAUGAGGGAUCCCGCGUUCAUGAGUCCUCUGUUGUUGGAGGAUGUUUUGGGGGCUUUUGCCACUGCCGUUGAUGCUGCAUUUGUCUUUCCCGUGGUCGCUAGCGUGCUGGCCUUCUUGGCUAGUCUCGUCUUUAUGUGUUGA
Molecule: messenger RNA, 1716 nt
Organism: Pyricularia pennisetigena
Lineage: Eukaryota; Fungi; Ascomycota; Sordariomycetes; Magnaporthales; Pyriculariaceae
Exons: 2
Coding region: 1-1716 (571 amino acids)
Biological process (GO): transmembrane transport
Molecular function (GO): transmembrane transporter activity
Source: RefSeq, a predicted model, not a curated record